Molecule: messenger RNA, 1695 nt
Organism: Miscanthus lutarioriparius
Lineage: Eukaryota; Viridiplantae; Streptophyta; Magnoliopsida; Poales; Poaceae
Source: the annotation of a GenBank genome assembly
AUGCCGCCGGUGGAGGAGGUGGACAUCGCCGCCGUCAGGUACAAGCCGCCCACGCUGCAGGCGCCGCACCUCACCGGCUUCUCCCUCAGGGCCUUCCUCUGGCUCAUGGAGUCGUCCCUGCUCGGACCACUCAUCACCUCCGUCCUCAAGUCGCAGAACAACAUGCCGCAGGCAGACCCAGAGCCAGAAGUUGUGCUUGUAGAUGAAGAUAGGGACCUGGUGGAAAGAGUCCAUGAAGCACUACAGUGCCUUCCGCAGUAUGAUCCGUCAAUUCGUUGGACAACCGAGGAGAAUCCCCCUUUCCUUUACUGGAAGAUCCGUGACUUUGCACAUGCAUACCGCUCGGGGAUCACGACUCCUUCAGCUGUUGCCGAGUAUGUUAUUGCAGGCGUCGAAGAGUGGAACAACAAGAAGCCCCCAAUGCCAAUGUUGAUCUAUUUUAAUGCAGAUGAUCUCAAGAAGCAAGCUGAGGCUUCCACAAAGAGAUUUCAGCAAGGAAAUCCGAUAUCCAUUUUAGAUGGGGUCUUUGUUGCCAUUAAGGAUGACAUUGACUGCUUCCCGUAUCCAACAAAGGGUGCUACAACAUUCUUUGACCAAAUCCACACUGUGGAGAAAGAUGCAGUCUGUGUGGCUCGGUUGCGGAAAUGUGGAGUCAUCUUUAUCGGUAAAGCAAACAUGCAUGAACUAGGCCUUGGAGUAACUGGAAACAAUCCAAAUUAUGGGACAGCAAGAAAUCCACAUUCGGUUGAUAGAUAUACUGGUGGUUCUUCAUCUGGUCCUGCUGCAUUAGUAUCAUCAGGAUUAUGCUCAGCAGCAAUUGGAACAGAUGGUGGAGGUUCAGUUAGAAUUCCAUCUGCACUUUGUGGUAUUGUUGGUUUCAAGACAACAUAUGGGAGGACAGAUAUGACUGGGGUACUUUGUGACUCUGGGACUGUUGAAGUUGCUUCUCCUCUUGUAUCAUCAGUUGAGGAUGCUAUACUAUCGCCACUAUGUGUCCCAAAUUUAUUGUCUCCAGAAAACAGCAAUAUCCUGGGAUCAGUUAAAAUAGGAAAAUAUACAGAGUGGUUUAAUGAUGUUUCUGAUCAUGAGAUAUCGAGUACAUGUGACAAUGCACUUAAACUUCUCUGCAGCGCUUUCGGAUGUCAAAUAGAAGAGAUAACAUUACCAGAGCUUGAAGAGAUGCGUACUGCCCAUGUUGUCUCAAUUGGCUCAGAGUCAUUCUGUGACCUGAAUCCUCAUUACAAAGCAGGAAGGAAAACUGAGUUUACGCUGGAUACUCGAACAAGUUUGGCACUUUUUGGGUCGUUCACUGCAACUGAUUAUGUGGCUUCUCAAAGUAUAAGGAGGAGGAUAAUGCAUUAUCACAUGGAAGCUUUCAAGAAGGUUGAUGUCAUAGCAACUCCUACAACUGGCAUUACUGCUCCAAAAAUACCUCCAAGUGCUCUGAAGUCAGGAGAGUCAAAUUAUGUUGUGUCAGCUUACUUGAUGCGAUUCAUCAUAGCAGGGAACCUUCUUGGUCUCCCAGCAAUAACUGUGCCUGUUGGUCAUGACAAGCAGGGCCUUCCUAUAGGUCUGCAACUGAUAGGCCGUCCAUGGGGUGAGGCAAGCUUAUUGAGGGUGGCUUCUGCAGUGGAGGAGCUGUGUCUGAAGAAACGGAAGCGGCCCUCUGCGUUUUAUGACAUUUUGAAGGCCUGA